UACAUCAAACUAGAUGAGGUACGAAUCUGCCGAGGUGUGCCGAAUGUACGUUCAUUAACAUUAUCCACUGUGGACUUUCGGAGUUCAAUUAUUGCAAUACAAAUGGCCGAAAUAAGAAAUAGAUCAAGAUCUAAGGAUAUACAGUCAGUACCUCAGUCUGAUGAUGAAGAGGUAACAGAUAUUCCAGGAAAUCCUCAGCUGCAGGAUACAAAGGCUUUACCACAAGGGUCAGAUAAAACAACUGAGGUACUGGACACUGCGUUGAAAGAUUUGACACCCAGAUGGAGAAACUGGAUCAUUCGGGGAAUAUUUACAUGGCUGAUGAUUUUUGGUUUCUUCUUUUUGGUGUAUCUUGGCCCUCUUGCUUUGGUAUUAACUAUAUUUGCAAUACAGAUCAAGUGUUUUCAUGAGAUCAUAACCAUUGGAUACACUGUGUACAAAUCUUAUGAUCUACCUUGGUUUAGAACACUGAGUUGGUACUUUCUAUUUACAUCAAACUAUUUUUUCUAUGGAGAGAGUCUCAUUGAAUACUUUGGAGUUUUGCUGCAUAGAAUGGAAUUCCUCCGGUACUUGGUAUCCUACCAUAGGUUCAUAUCUUUUUCCCUAUACAUAGCAGGAUUUGUGGGAUUUGUUUUCAGUCUGGUGAAGAAACACUAUGUGAAGCAGUUUACACUGUUUGGAUGGACCCAUGUUACUCUGUUAAUCAUUGUCACUCAAUCACAUUUGAUAAUUCACAACGUUUUUGAAGGAUUAAUUUGGCUUCUGGUACCAGUUUCAAUGAUCAUAUGUAAUGAUAUUAUGGCAUACAUGUUUGGUUUCUUCUUUGGUAAAACCCCUCUAAUACAGCUCUCACCAAAGAAGACUUGGGAAGGUUUUAUUGGUGGAGCAAUAUCUACAGUCUUUUUUGGAUUUUUGAUAUCUUACAUUUUGGUUCAGUUUGACUAUUUUGUGUGUCCUGUGACAUAUGAUGAAGCAAGUGAUAAUUUAUCAAUGGACUGCAUUCGUCAUCCUGUCUUUAUUCUGACUGAGUUUGGUCUCCCUCUCGUCAUUCAAAAGUUCUUUAGCAUAUUUGGAUUGUCAUGGACCACAGUAAAAAUCUACCCUUUCAUUCUCCACUCAAUUUCCUUGUCAGUGUUUGCUUCAGUUAUUGGACCAUUUGGAGGAUUUUUUGCAAGUGGAUUCAAAAGAGCAUUUAAGAUAAAGGAUUUUGGUGAUCUGAUCCCUGGUCAUGGAGGCAUCAUGGAUAGAUUUGACUGCCAAUUUCUGAUGGCAACUUUUGUAAAUGUUUAUUAUGCCAGUUUUAUAAGAGCCCCAAAUCCACAGAAAAUAAUUCAAAGUGUACUUCUUCUUACAUCAGAGGAACAACUUCAUGUUUUCAGCAUGCUUAAAGAGAAGCUGAUUCAAAAUGGGAUUCUUAACGAAACAUUGUCUUGAUGUUAUGUGUUGUUUUAUUCAUGUAAAAACUAAGUGUGGUAAUAUUUUACUUUAUUAGAUAUUUAAUUCAAUUACGUAUUUUUAGCUCAUUUGAAGGUUCAAAUGAUCUUUUCUGAUCUCCUAAUGUCUUAUGUCAGUAAACUUUUCAAAUUUUGUUCUCAAGAACACUGGGUCAGUUUCCACCAUUCUAGGCAAAAUGAUUCCUUUUUGGAAGGGAAAUCUAAAUUGGUUUUUUUUCCUCUUUAAAGAGGAGAAAUGCCAAUAAUUACGACAAAGUUUGAACUACCCAUUAAAUUUACCUUGAAGAACUAGAUAUGAUAUGGGCCUAAAAUGGCCCCCUAAAAUGAACAUCAUCAUUUUACUGUAUUUCUUUGUUUUCUUUGUACGGAUAUAUAUGUGAUGUUUUUACAUAAUGUUCAUUUAGAUUCAACUGCUCACAAUUUAGAAAUAUGACAUCGUAAUGACAACCUUUUCCCACCAUUUUAGCAUAAAACAGCUUGUUUUCAAGCAGUUAUUCUUUCAGAAAACAUAGAGCACAUGAACAAACAAAAUAUUUUAAUCAGAGAUGUAUCUAGCCCCGACUAAUCAGUGACAAAAAAAUUUUCUUUGUUCAAGCAUGCGCUCUAUAUUUCCCAUUCAUAAAAAGAUAAGAAAAAAGUUAAUUUUUGACUGAAUUUGAUUUAAUUAUAGAAAUAGCGUCACUUCUGACGUCAUAUACUGCCAGUGGGUGCAAAUAAAUCAAAUAAAAAGGUGAAAAAUGUAUUUUACAUCAACUCCUCUAAAAUGUAACAUAAAGUUUUAUUGUACCAGAAACACUUUUUAAAAAUGUCAAAUUAUGGGGGCCAAAUUUAACUCUUAUCAUAUAUAGUUCUUUCUGAAAGUUAUUUGUUUAGCUAUAUAGUAUUAAUAAUUGAAGAAAAACUGAAGUGUGACACUUAAUUCUAAAUAUUUAACAGAACUCUUCUUCAUUAGAAGACAUAUAGCCAGAAAUAAUGGCAACGACCACUCAGCCCUCCUAUUGAUGGAAAAUUUAUAAUUCUUCAAACUGAAGCCAGCUGGGGCUCAAAGAUCACAAAAGAAUAUAGAAAGGGAAAUCAUUAAAAAUCCUUUUUUUUAAAAUCUUUAAUUCUACAGUUUAUGGUAGUACCAUUCACAUCCUGAUAUAAUGUGUAUUGUAAAUUAUUCAAACCAGGACUCAUGAGAUGGGGGCUCAUGAGGGGUCAAAAUUCAGCUAUAGAAUUAAUGAAUAAAAUUUUUUGGUAAUUUUCCAAAAAUUGCUGUUCCACAAUUUGACAAAUAUCAGGCAACCAAUAGCAUCCAGACAAAAAAGAAGAUUCUUAAAAAUGUUCAAUUCAUGACCAUUACUGAACCCUAGGAGAGGUUCAACUUGGGGUAGUACAAAACACACUGAAACUUGAUUAUUUGAAAUGUUUUCUCAAUUGCACAAAAUAGUGGCCUAAUAUUUUGUAAAAGUUAAUUUCAAUCCAUUAUGUUAAGAAAAAUGCAUAAAUUAAAUCAUACCCAUCAUUGAAUUAAAGCAGAAAAAUCGAGGUACAAUGUAUUUUGAUUAUUUUUAAACCUACAUUUGAACGGUGUUCAUUACAUUUUAGCCUUAUACAUGUACAUGUAUCAUCUAAGCUAGAAUAUGUAACUCUUGUUUCUUCUUUAGUAAAGACCUUAAACUUGGACAAAAUCAUCACGUCAAGUGUUUAGGAUUUAUGCUCAUCAUAUUCAAACUCAUAACCAAAGGUGAAAUAUAUCAUCUAGGACUUUUAUCCAUAUUCACCUCUUUCAAAUGUUUUAAAAUUGCAAUUAAUCUAAAACACAUGGUCAAUUUUUCACUUAAUAUUUGUUUAUUAAAUGGGGGUAUGACAAUCAUACAGUUAAACUUAUUGAAAUUUGAAGCAUACAAUUUCUGUAUAGAGACCUCCAAGUGCUGUUUUUACAUUAUUUUGCAUCAGAAUUUACUAUAAGCCACCAGUUCGAAUACAGUUCAGUUUUUUAAAGUAAAAAAAUGUCUUGUGUACAAAUGCAGCACAAACAUUUGUAAUAUCUUUGAAAGUAACUCAUAGGUAUGCCAAAUUCUAUGAAUGACAAUUCAAUUUUACACUUCACUGAAAGGAGGUUGAAAUUUAAGGUUUGAAGCAAAGUGAGCAAAGAUCUAUACAUGUAUAUGAGAAGGGCCUAAACUGCCCCCUCCCCCAAAUAAUUUGAUAACCUUUUAACAUUUUUAAAACUGGUGUAAUGGGGGGAUUUGCACGACUGUUAUCAUAUACAGUCCUUUAAAAUUUUUACUGGUUCCUUUCCAAAGAACAAAAUAUUGAACUAUCAGAAAAAAUUGAAAAAUAGAAAAAAUCCAUGUACAGCUUUCCCCCACCCACCUCCAUGUAUAACUGAUAAAACAGUUUUGAUUGAUUUAAAAUACAUUGAAUAGGUAAAAUAAAUUAUUAUGAAGCUGAUGUACACCAAAUUCAGGGAACUGUAUGUAGUCAAUAAAAUAAAAUUUGUGUACUUUUUAAAAGAGUUGUUUGACCUUCAUGGAAAUUAAGAAAAAAUCAUUUUCUCAAAAUAUAGGCUGUAAGUUAUGAGUAUUUUAGCAUUUUCUAAGAAGGGGAAAGAUUGCAUUAUUUUACUAAAAGAUCUCUAAAGAUUUUUAUAAAAAUAACUUGUACCAAAGAGUUUUAAAAAUGUAAUUGUCCAAUAGGCUUCAAGAAGUGAUAAAUUGUUACUUUUCAAAAUGUUCAAUAAUUUCAAUGAUGAAUUUCUAUUAUGUGAUAAAUCCUAUACUAAGAUUCUAGUGAUCAAACUUUCAAUCUAUUUGUCAGAUUUGAAAUAAGAUAGUUAUGGAUGGGCUAUCAUAAGUCAAAGUUUUGCUUAAAAUAAAAACGAAGAAUGAUGUUACAAGAACUCACUUUAGAACUGACAGUCAGGUGAGAUGUUGCCCAUUGGCCUCACAUUAGAUUAUAUAUAUAUAUAUAUAUAUAUAUAUAUAUAUAUAUAUAUAUAUAUAUAUAUAUAUAUAUAUAUAUAUAUAUAUAUAUACAUGUAUAUUUAUUUAUUUAUUUAUAUAUGAAGAUGUAUAAAAUUGCACAUUCAAGAAACGAAUUGGCUCAUCUUAUUUAUUCAACAUUUCUCGUUUCUUAAUUUUUAUGUACACCUUAAAGAAGUUCCCAGUAAAUGUACUGACUUUUUACGUAAUCAUUCAAUGUUAUUUCAUUGCAAACAUAUAUUUUAAUGCAAAUCCACACUGAUUUGGAUCCGCCAAAGCGUGUGUACCACCUUUAUCUCAUUUUUGCUAUUUCGUACUGCUUUAUCGAAAAUGAAAGUAUGGUUUUAAUUUAUUUCUCAAUGAUUACUUAUUUGGUAAAAUUCAGUGAUAGCUUACAGACAUCAACUCACAUGUGAUGAAUUACUAAAGGUUUAAGCAAUUACUCUGGUGCAGGCUUUUCGUAGUUUAUUGGGAAUAAGUAUAGAAAUUUAAAUAUAGUGAUGAUGAAUGAAUUUUAGCUCACCUGUGAUUUAGAUUUAUGUGAAGUUUUAUGAUUUAAUGUUUGUCCAUUCCUUUGUUGACAUUGUUAGUAUUUCUAUGUCCACUUUGCCAGUUUACCCAAACUUGACACAAUGAUUAAAAUCUUUGUUUGAAGCCUUUAAAUUUUGUUUGAUAUAAGUGCAAUGCAUGCAUACGCUCUUUUUAAAUAAAGGUCAAAGUUUUACAUAGGAAUAUGUAGAGUAAAUCUUUAAAAAUCUUUUUUUUCAAAAACUAAUCAGCCAGAUGAUUCUUUAUAAUUGCUAAGACUUUGGCCCAGGACAAUUCAUCGGCCUCACAAGAAGGUUCAGAGUUUGAUGUAGGUUUAUAUCCCAUAUAGAAACAAUUGUUAAGGAUCUUUUUGAGAACUGCAGUACUCAACAUGUGAUAUGACUAUAAAAUCAUCCUGUUAGAAAAGGGACUAAUGAUUAUAAACAUAAGGAUAUCGAGGGGGAAAAUGGAUUUUAUUUAUACAGGAUCUACAUGUAUUAUUGUUCAUUGUCCAGAUUGUUUGUAUUGUGACUCCAUUAGGCUGAUUAUAUCAUACCUAUUGUUCCUAAGGUGAGCGAUGUGGCCCAUGGGCCUCUUGUAUCCUGUAUAUUAGUGGAUAUUGAAUCAAUGCAUUGAAUGUGUAUUUUUUACUUGAAAAGAUUUUGACUACCA
Messenger RNA from Magallana angulata, 5623 nucleotides. RefSeq names its product phosphatidate cytidylyltransferase, photoreceptor-specific-like. Gene Ontology annotation, molecular function: phosphatidate cytidylyltransferase activity. The coding region runs from base 103 to 1434 and encodes 443 amino acids. Gene Ontology annotation, cellular component: endoplasmic reticulum membrane. The transcript has 11 exons. NCBI's taxonomy places the organism in Eukaryota, Metazoa, Mollusca, Bivalvia, Ostreida, Ostreidae. The record is from RefSeq and is a predicted model, not a curated record.